Molecule: messenger RNA, 1818 nt
Organism: Cladophialophora psammophila CBS 110553
Lineage: Eukaryota; Fungi; Ascomycota; Eurotiomycetes; Chaetothyriales; Herpotrichiellaceae
Product: phenylalanyl-tRNA synthetase, beta subunit
Exons: 1
Coding region: 1-1818 (605 amino acids)
Biological process (GO): phenylalanyl-tRNA aminoacylation
Cellular component (GO): phenylalanine-tRNA ligase complex; cytoplasm
Molecular function (GO): RNA binding; ATP binding; magnesium ion binding
Source: RefSeq, a predicted model, not a curated record
AUGCCUACCAUCACUGUGGACAAGGCUGCCCUCUUCCAGGCUCUGGGGAGGGACUACACGACCGAAGAAUUCGACGAACUCUGCUUUGAUUUCGGAAUUGAGCUCGAUGAGGACACCUCGCUGACAGACCGACCGAUUGUCAACGGCAAACAGGAGCCCCCUCAGUUGAAAAUCGAAAUCCCUGCCAAUCGAUAUGACAUGUUGUGCUUCGAGGGUAUUCAACUCAUGCUGAACAUCUUCAAUCGCAGAGUGGCCGCUCCCAAAUAUGUCCUAAAAGCGCCAUCCAAAGGGGGAAUUCAGACCAUCACAGUCUCAAAGGACUGCGAGAGGAUACGGCCCUACGUUUCUGGGGCCAUUUUGCGAAACAUCAAGUUCGACCAGGCCAGAUACGAGUCUUUCAUUGAUCUGCAAGACAAAUUGCACCAGAACCUGGCUCGACAGCGGACUCUGGUCUCAAUCGGAACCCAUGAUCUUGACUCGAUCCAGGGUCCGUUCACCUACGAAGCGCUUCCUCCCAAGGACAUCAAAUUCGUGCCAUUGAACCAGAACAAGGAGUUAGAUGGCGAGGAACUCAUGCAGUUCUACGAAAAGGACAAGCAUUUAGGCCGCUUCCUCCACAUUAUCAGAGACUCCCCCGUCUACCCGGUUAUCUAUGACUCCAACCGUAAUGUCUGCUCCUUGCCUCCAAUCAUCAACGGUGAUCUCAGUAAAAUCACUCUCAACACCAAAAACGUCUUUAUGGAAGUCACGGCCACGGACAAAACCAAGUUAGAAAUCGUCGUCAACAUGAUGGUUACCAUGUUUUCUCAAUACACCUCAGAUCAGUUCACAGUCGAACCAAUCCAGAUCAUCUCUGAACACAACGGUCAAUCGAGACAAGUCCCUGAUCUUACACCUCGCUCCACAGUGGCUGAAGUGGACUAUAUCAAUGCCUGCUGCGGUCUCUCGCUAUCACCGCAGGAAAUUUGCGAUCUCUUGACACGUAUGUCCUACGCAGCGCGUCCGUCAAAGUCCGAUGCGAAUCUCAUCGACGUGGAUAUUCCUCCUACACGUGCAGAUAUUCUCCAUCAAGCAGAUAUCAUGGAAGAUGUUUGCAUCGCCUAUGGCUUCAACAAGCUGCCGCGCGCGUUUCCCAAAGUUGGCGCUACCAUCGCGGCACCACUGGCAAUUAACAAACUCUCCGACAUUCUGCGUCUCGAAGCCGCCAUGGCGGGCUGGGCAGAGGUCCUUCCGCUCAUCCUCUGUUCGCACGAUGAGAAUUUCGCGUGGUUGAAUCGCAAGGAUGACGGCAACACUGCGGUGCGGUUGGCGAAUCCAAAGACGGCGGAAUAUCAGGUCGUGCGCUCGACGUUGCUGCCAGGAUUGCUAAAGACUAUCCGUGAGAACAAGCAUCACUCCAUCCCCAUCAAGAUCUUCGAGGUCAGUGACGUCGCCUUCAAGGAUGCUAGUUUGGAACGCAAGGCCCGGAAUGAGCGACACUUCGCUGCUGCAUGGUACGGCAAAACAUCAGGCUUCGAAGUCGUUCACGGCCUCCUCGACCGCCUCAUGGCCAUGCUGAAGACGGCCUUCAUCACACACGAGGAAGGGCUCGAGAUACGUGGAGAUGGAGCAGGGAACGGAAAGAAAAUGGAAUACUGGAUCCAAGAAUUCGACAACGCGACGUAUUUCCCUGGUCACGGAGCGAGUAUCCACGCAAGAAUUGCCGGGAGAGAUGUCGUUAUCGGGAACUUUGGGAUUUUGCAUCCGACGGUGUUGGAGAAGUUCGAGUUGAGAUAUCCAGUCAGUGCGUUGGAGUUCAAUGUUGAGGUGUUCUUGUAA